AUGAAGUUCAAAACCCUAAUUCAUUCCCUCAUCUUACGCCACUUUUGUCGCGUUUCAAGGGCACUUUCGAAAGCCAAGUCUAUUUCGGUCCAAACCCUUAAGGAAAUGCACCUUAUGACCCACUUCAUUGAGCCUCUCUUGUUGAAGAAGGGCAAGAAGAAGAAGAAGACAAAGCUCUUCUUAGGUUCAUUUAGAUUGCACUACAAUUGGUGUACUAAUUCCUCUCACGUGUUGCCUAUUCCAUCACCAACCCUAGACCACCACAACCGCCAUCUCUACUACGAUGCCACAUGGCAUUCCUACGUCACCAUGGAAUGUAGCGACGACGACGAGGACUCGCCAGAGCUAUCGGGAUACCUCCACUGGCUCGAAAGAAAAGGGUAUCAGAAGUCUGCGAACCACGAUCAACAUAACCAUCAAGAUGAUAUCAAUAGGCUUGCUGAUGCGUUUAUAGAGAGUUGUCAUGAGAAGUUUAGGCUUGAAAAACAGGAUUCUUAUCGAAGAUUUCAAGAAAUGAUGGAAAGAAGUGUGUGA
Molecule: messenger RNA, 534 nt
Organism: Impatiens glandulifera
Lineage: Eukaryota; Viridiplantae; Streptophyta; Magnoliopsida; Ericales; Balsaminaceae
Exons: 1
Coding region: 1-534 (177 amino acids)
Source: RefSeq, a predicted model, not a curated record